Perkinsus marinus ATCC 50983 is the source of this 408-nucleotide messenger RNA. RefSeq names its product Inner membrane protein yccF, putative. The coding region runs from base 1 to 408 and encodes 135 amino acids. The record is from RefSeq and is a predicted model, not a curated record. Gene Ontology annotation, cellular component: plasma membrane. NCBI's taxonomy places the organism in Eukaryota, Perkinsozoa, Perkinsida, Perkinsidae. The transcript has 3 exons.
AUGACCGAAAUAAUUAUCAGUCUAGGCAACUUCUUCUGGAUCUUACUCGCUGGCUGGUACACAGCUCUUAUAUGGUUGGUUCUCGCUGGUGUACUUUGCAUUACUAUAGUGGGUAUACCUUGUGGAAAGCAGUGCUGGAAGAUGACAAAGCUAUCUUUCCUGCCUUUCGGUUAUGAAGUUCGCGACAAAGAAGAUGCCUCAUGUUGCUGCAGUUGUUUGUGUAAUUGUCUCUGGUUUAUCCCGGGUCUGAUCAUUGCUGUCUUUUACAUUAUUGCUUCCCUCAUUUUCUUCAUCUCCAUUAUCGGAAUUCCGUUUGGUGUACAAUGCUGCAAGCUGGCCAAGUUGGCAUUCAGUCCGUUUGGUCACGAAGUGGCGUUGAGAAACUCAGUCGAGGUGACUGAAGUUUAA